UUUCUAUGAAGAACCAAUGAGAAAAAGAAGGAAAUCAGAUCGAGACCAGCGGUUCCGAGCGUUUCCCUCCGUGGAGCAGAGCUCCCUUAAGGAAUAUGAAAAACUGGAAUCACGGACCAGAAGGGUUUUGAGCAACACUUACCAGAAACUUAUUCAGUCGGUCUUCCUAGAUGACAGUGUCCCUAAUGGAGUCAAGUAUCUCAUAAAUAGGCUCCUUGCUUUGAUCGAAAAGCCGACAUCGGACCCAAUCUACAUUGGGUUAUUUGGAAGCACCGGGGCUGGGAAGAGCUCCCUGAUCAAUGCCAUCAUCCAGCAAGCAAUGUUUCUACCAGUGUCUGGAGAAAGCAUAUGUACUUCCUGCAUUGUACAAGUGAGCUCUGGCUGCUGUGGACAGUAUGAGGCCAAAAUCCAUCUUCUCUCUGACCAGGAGUGGAGGGAGGAGCUGAAGAACCUGACUAAACUCCUGCACAGGACGGAGGAGUUGGGUGGAGAAGAGGCGGAUGCAUGGAACGGGGAUGAAGCAGCGGAGGAAGCCGCCCGGAAGCUACAGAUGGUUUAUGGAAACGGGGCGGAAAGUAAGAACUAUGAGGAGUUGCUGAAGGCGAAGCCCAAAGGGAAGAUCCCCACCUGCAGAGUCAUCACCCUCAAGGCUGAAGAGGCAGAAGAGCUCUCCAACAAGCUGGACCCCUACAUCCGCAUGCAGAGGAGAGACUGGGAUGGAGAGGCCGCUGAGAUGCACAUCUGGCCCUUGAUCAAACAUGUGGAAGUGACUCUUCCCAAAUCCGACCUGAUCCCAGAAGGGGUCGUGCUGGUGGACAUCCCAGGCACAGGCGAUUUCAACAGCAAGAGGGACGAGAUGUGGAAAAAGACCAUUGACAAGUGCUCGGUGAUCUGGGUGAUCAGUGACGUAGAGCGAGUUUCUGGAGGGCGAGCCCACGAAGACCUUCUGAAUGAGAGCAUCAAAGCCUGCCAGCGGGGCUUGUGUAGGGAUGUGGCCCUGGUGGUCACCAAGACGGACAAACUCCACUUGCCAGAAUACCUAAGGGAAAGAAAGGCGGGAAAUCAAGCUAUUCAGAGUCAGCGAGAGGCUGUUUUAGAAAGAAAUGAAAUGAUAAAACUACAGAGGACUAGAAUUCUCAAGGAAAAACUGGAGAGAAAACUGCCGGCUGACUUCAAGGUUCUGGAAGCCUCAGAUCUGGUGUAUACAGUCAGCGCCCAGGAGUACUGGCAGCAGGCUCUCCUCACUGAAGAGGAAACUGAAAUCCCUAAGUUAAGAGAAGACAUCAGGAAAAGUCUCUUGGUCAAGAAGAAGAGGACAGUGACCAAGUAUGUGACCGAAGCCUUUGGCCUGUUGCUCCUCACGGAUAGUUUCAACUCCACGCAGAAGCUGCCGAAUGAACACUUGCAUGUGAGUGACCUGUGGAGAUUCACAGAAGAGAAGGUCGAGCUGCUGGAAAAGGCCAUCACACAGUGCUUUGCCUGCAUGGAGCGGCCUCUGAAAGAAGGGGUCAGAACUGCCAGGACCUCCUACCGCUGCAUCCUCAGAGCGUGCCUGGUGAGGAGUAAAGGAAACCAAGGUUUUCAUCAGACCCUAAAAGCUGUUUGCCUGAAAAAUGGCGUCUAUGCCUCCAGGACUCUGGCAAGAAUUGAUCUAAACGAAGCCCUCACUCAGCCCAUCUAUGACCAGAUCGACCCUGUUUUUGCAAGCAUUUUUAGGACGGGGAAGCCCGCUGGUUUGGCUCUGAUGCCUCACCUUGAUGCUUUUAAGUACUCCCUGCAGGAGAAAAUGAUGGAAAUUGGGAUAAGAAGUGGCUGGAAAUACGAUAGCUGCAAAAAAAAUUUCCUGAUCCAGGAGAUAAGCGCCAUCCUCGGGGGCCUGGAAGACCACAUCCUCAGAAGGAAGAGGAGGAUUUAUGAGUCCCUGACCGCCUCUAUCCAGAGUGACCUGAAGCUCUGUUAUGAAGAGGCAGCUCAGAUCACGGGGAAAAAAGCGUGUGAGCGGAUGAAAGAUGUCAUCAGAAGAGGAGUGGACCGGCAGGUGGCCGAGGGCAUGUUUGAAAGGGCCCAGGAAAGGAUGCAGCACCAGUUCCAGCAGCUGAAGGCUGGGAUCGUGGAGAAAGUGAAAGGCAGCAUCGCCAGCAUGCUGGCCCUCGCCUCGUCCCAGGGGGAUGGCCUCUACAAGGAGCUUGCAGAUGUCGGGAGUGAAUACAAGGAGAUGGCGAAGCUGCACAGAAGCCUGAGGGAGGCCGCGGAGAAUGCCCGGCUGAGGAAGGGCAUGCAAGAGUUCCUCCUACGGGCAUCCCCCCGCAAGGCUGGCCCCCGCAGGACGCCACUGUAAUUCCCAGGGCUUAGUCCCAAUGGAUGCAAAAUCAGCCCAGAGCCAGACAAUCAGAAUUACUUUUUUUGUUCUUUUUUUUUUUUUUUUUUGAGAUGGAGUCUCA
This is a messenger RNA of Saimiri boliviensis boliviensis (Bolivian squirrel monkey), 2441 nucleotides long. It is a transcript of the gene NUGGC, whose product is annotated as nuclear GTPase, germinal center associated. The record is from RefSeq and is a predicted model, not a curated record. Lineage: Eukaryota; Metazoa; Chordata; Mammalia; Primates; Cebidae. Gene Ontology annotation, molecular function: GTPase activity.